This is a messenger RNA of Eruca vesicaria subsp. sativa (arugula), 1527 nucleotides long. NCBI's taxonomy places the organism in Eukaryota, Viridiplantae, Streptophyta, Magnoliopsida, Brassicales, Brassicaceae. The record is from the annotation of a GenBank genome assembly.
AUGGACCUCAAGCUCAAGCUCAGGCCAAACUUUUUUUUCUCCUUUCUGAUUUUCAUCUUUCUUUUCCAAAAACCCGAUUUGGGAUCAGCAUCUGGUCCUAAAUGUAUAUCCACAGAGCGCCAAGCUCUUCUCACCUUCAAACAAUCACUUACCGAUCCUUCUGGUCGACUCUCUUCUUGGUCCGGACUUGACUGCUGCAAAUGGCGCGGUGUUGGCUGCGACCGCAGAACCAGCCACGUCAUCAAGAUUGAUCUCAGAAACCCAAAUCAAACACUUAGGCCCUAUGACCAUUGGGAGGUGUAUGAUAUGGGUGGCUUGGGGGGUAAGAUAAAUCCGUCUUUGACCCGUCUCAAGUUCUUGAGUUAUUUGGACCUGAGUUCAAAUGAUUUCAACUUCACGGCCAUUCCCGAUUUUAUCGGCCAGAUGGUUAGUCUAAGGUACCUGAAUCUUUCAUCCUCAACGUUUUUGGGCGAAGUUCCUGGGAGUCUUGGAAAUUUGUCGAAGCUCGAGAUUCUUGAUCUGUACGCUCAGACUUUUAGUAGCGAUGGUCCAAAUUCCUAUACUUUAUAUACUUUGGAGGCAACCAACCUCGGGUGGCUUUCGGGUCUGUCUUCUUCACUGACUUACCUCAACAUGGGGUAUGUGAGUAUGCGCCGUGUCGGUGAAACUUGGUUAGAGGAAUUCAGCAAACUCACGAAGCUGAAGGAGUUGCAUUUGUUCAACUGUGAGCUCAACAAAUUACCUCUCUCUUUGCCUUCCUCUGCCAAUCUGAAGCACCUUGAAGUUCUUGAUUUGUCUCGAAACCCUCUCAGUUCGCCAAUACCCAACUGGCUAUAUGAUCUCACCAACCUCAGAAAGCUAUACCUCCAAGAGGAUAAUCUCGAGGGCUUGAGUCCUUCCGGAUUCAAGAAGCUGAAGCUUCUAAAUACGCUAGAUCUAUCUAAUAAUGGAUUCUCGGGAGAACUUCCAGUGGUCUUUGGAGAUCUUUCUCAACUGAAGUAUCUUGACCUUUCUUUUAACUCUUUCCAAGGUCAAGUUCACAAGUUUCUUGACGCCUUGUCCAAUAACAAAGGAAACAGCUUGGUCUCUCUCCAUCUCUAUUCCAACAAUUUAAAUGGAACAUUGCCUGAGUCGCUUGGAGCGUUGAGGAAUCUACAGAUUCUGGAUCUUUCAGAGAAUUCCUUCACGGGUUCGAUCCCUUCCUUGGUGGGAAACAUGGCGUCACUGAAGGAACUUUAUCUUUCUCGCAAUUCCAUGAAGGGGAAAAUCCCACAAAGCGUGGGGAAGCUUCAACGCUUGGAGACGCUUCAUCUAUCUUUUAACAUGUUUUCUGGUGCCAUUCCACAAAGCUUGGGUGCGAUAUCUACACUGGAAACACUUGCUCUUUCGUAUAAUAAUCUGGAGGGGAGGAUACCUACGAAUCUGAAGUUUAAAGAUCCCUACAUUUACUUUGGAAAUGAGUUACUCUGUGGGAAACCACUUCCUAAAAAGUGUCCAAGGAAGCAGGAGACUGUUAUAGUCAAUUAA